AUGAAGGGCAUAGAUGAGUUCUAUGAGGACCGAGAGUAUCCUGAGAUGGGAGAAUUGGAGGAGUUAUCGAAUGAGGCUGAUAAGAGCGAGGACACGGAUGAUACGGGAGCAAGCAUGGAGGCAGCAGCGGUGAAUGAUGGAGAUGGAGAUGGUGUCAACACUUUUGCAGCAGCGGUCGUGGUUAAAGAUGAAGCAGUAAAUGCGAAGUGUGUGGGAGUUGAAGCUGUGAAAGGGGACAUCAUGGUGAAAGGAUCAAAGGCGAAUGCAACUGCAAAGGGGCAAGUGCUUAAGGAGGAUGAACGCGUUGAAGGGUACGAGACCCGAGAGGUGUUGGGUGUAAAGAUGCCGAGGAGAAGCGAGAGGCAUAAGAAAAUCUCUCAAGGUUUGGAUGUCAAGGCGCUCAACUACAAGACACCGCAGCAAGUGCGGUGGUACACUUCUAACGUCAAUGGCGCCGUGCCGACCUCUCUGUUGCACCGCCUAGUCAGCGCUGACGUGGACAGCAAGCUUACCAGGCUGGCAGGUGGAGACGCCACGCUGGGAAACCGCUUGCUCGCCCUUCCCCUGACCGCUUCAUCUCACCUCCUGCUCUUCCCCUCGGGUCACCGAUAUGACUGCCUUGCUGCCACCACCCACUCCUCCAGUCUUGGAAGCAGCAGCAGCUAUGGGGGGGAAGCGGAGGGAGGGGCGCAGGGGGAAGUGGUGCGGGGGAGCCGAGUGGGGAAGAAGAUUCUGCAGGUGAGGAAAGGGAGGGGCUGGCGGCGGGGGGUACAGGGGGAGGGGAGGGACUGGGGGAGGGGGGGGACUGGGGGAGGGGAGGGACUGGGGGAGGGGAGGGACUGGGGGAGGGGAGGGAUUGGGGGAGGGGAGGGACUGGGGGAGGGGAGGGACUGGGGGAGGGGAGGGACUGGGGGAGGGGAGGGACUGGGGGAGGGGAGGGACUGGGGGAGGGGAGGGACUGGGGGAGGGGAGGGACUGGGGGAGGGGAGGGACUGGGGGAGGGGAGGGACUGGGGGAGCAGAGUGGGGAAGGGAAGAAGAUGAUUCUGCAGGUUCUCAAUACCCUCAUCCACUCGAGACUCCCGCCCUCUCUGCUCUUACAACUCCCGCCCUCUCUGCUCUUACAACUCCCGCCCUCUCUGCUCUUACAACUCCCGCCCUCUCUGCUCUUACAACUCCCGCCUUCUCUGCUCUUACAACUCCCGCCCUCUCUGCUCUUACAACUCCCGCCCUCUCUGCUCUUACAACUCCCGCCCUCUCUGCUCUUACAACUCCCGCCCUCUCUGCUCUUACAACUCCCGCCCUCUCUGCUCUUACAACUCCCGCCCUCUCUGCUCUUACAACUCCCGCCCUCUCUGCUCUUACAACUCCCGCCCUCUCUGCUCUUACAACUCCCGCCCUCUCUGCUCUUACAACUCCCGCCCUCUCUGCUCUUACAACUCCCGCCCUCUCUGCUCUUACAACUCCUGCCCUCUCUGCUCUUACAGCUCCCGCCCUCUCUGCUCUUACAACUCCCGCCCUCUCUGCUCUUAGAACUCCCGCCCUCUCUGCUCUUACAACUCCCGCCCUCUCUGCUCUUACAACUCCCGCCCUCUCUGCUCUUACAACUCCCGCCCUCUCUGCUCUUACAACUCCCGCCCUCUCUGCUCUUACAACUCCCGCCCUCUCUGCUCUUACAACUCCCGCCCUCUCUGCUCUUACAACUCCCGCCUUCUCUGCUCUUACAACUCCCGCCCUCUCUGCUCUUACAACUCCCGCCCUCUCUGCUCUUACAACUCCCGCCCUCUCUGCUCUUACAACUCCCGCCCUCUCUGCUCUUACAACUCCCGCCCUCUCUGCUCUUACAACUCCUGCCCUCUCUGCUCUUACAGCUCCCGCCCUCUCUGCUCUUACAACUCCCGCCCUCUCUGCUCUUAGAACUCCCGCCCUCUCUGCUCUUACAACUCCCGCCCUCUCUGCUCUUACAACUCCCGCCCUCUCUGCUCUUUCAACUCCCGCCCUCUUUGCUCUUACAACUCCCGCCCUCUCUGCUCUUACAACUCCCGCCCUCUCUGCUCUUACAACUCCCGCCCUCUCUGCUCUUACAACUCCCGCCCUUUCUGCUCUUACAACUCCCGUCCUCUCUGCUCUUACAACUCCCGCCCUCUCUGCUCUUACAACUCCCGCCCUCUCUGCUCUUACUGAUAACUCCCACCCAUUCUCUCCCUUUUUAAGACAACCCUCCCUUCUUGCGCCCCAGCCUUUGAACUUUCAAAAACCUCAUCUGCUCGAAACUCCCGCCCUCUCUCCUCUUACUGAUAACUCCCACCCCUUUUUCUCCUCCCCCCCCUCCUCCCUCUGCUUUUUCACUCCCCACAACCCCCAGCUCACAGCCUUUAACAGUGGUAACUGGGGCACACACCCCGCCCCGCCCUCUUCUCCCAGAAAUUGCUCGGAAGAUUCCUCUGAAGAUGACCAAGAGGGGUGGGAGAGGCAGGGGAGGCAGGGGAGGGGCCAGGAGCAGCAGCAGCAGCAGCGGCCAGUCAUGAGCUGCCACGUGGCAGCGCGGUCCAUGCACCAUGCUCACGUGCUCGCCCUGUCGUACGAUAGUGAUGGCUGCAGCAGCGGCAGGGAUGGUGGUUGUGGGGGUGAUUUCGGGGAUGUUGCCUUCCGUCCCGCCUGCUCCUCCCCAGUCCCCACUCAACUCGCCCUCAUCACCACCACUGGAAGAUUGCAAUUGUCCUUCUGCGCCCUCGCCACCCCUGCCUCCUCCUCCUCCUUUCCCUCACCGUCUUUCGCCACUGCUGCCUCAUCUCCUUUCUCCACAUCAACAUCACUAUCAGCAUUUGGGCCUACUGGUGGGCUGGAAAACUGCUGCUUUGCAGUGGCAUCUAGUCGCCUCGUGAUGCUCUUUGACCUUCGCAAUACAGUCGCGCCGCUGCUGCAGUGGGAACAUGGAAUGGAAGAUGACCCGCCUCGCCUGCUGCAUUUCAACUACCUCGGAGCAGCUUAUAAAGGGGACAAACGAUCCGGAAGAGCAGCCAAUCACUGGCGACGGAGCAGCAGCAUUGGAGGAUGCUCGUCAGAAUCGCGCCUGAUUCCAUCACAGCUGUUGCAGUCACACUCGAGAAAGGAAAUGGACGGACCUCCCACGCCCUUCACGCCUCUUCUUGACGUUAAGGCACCCCCACCUCAGAUAACACUGACAGCAGCUGCUUUGGGUUCAGGCCGGAUCAUCACAUGCCCUAUUGCUCUCACCACUGCACCUUCUCCUCCUCCUUCCACGAUUGCUGCUGCUGCUGCUGCUGCUGCUGCUGCUGCAACAAAAGGAACAGCAGCAGCAGAGGCAGGAGCAGCAGCAGCUAAAGCUGAAGCUGCUGCUGCCCGUCGGGCAGUAAAACGUUUCCAGACUGCCCAGCGGCGCACGCCGCACCUCUUCCGAGCCUUGUCGGGAGGUUUGGCAACCGUGGCUGCUGCUCCGUUCCCCUCCUGUGCUGGUGGUGUGGAUGUGAGGGUAUCGAAGGGUAUGAUGAUUAAAGCAGCAGAUAGAGAGGAGGGGGAGGAGGAGGAAGAGGAGGAGGAGGAGGAGGAGGAGGAGGAGGAGGAGGAGGAGGAGGAGGAGGAGGAGGAGGAGGAGGAGGAGGGGGAGGAGGAAGGAAAGAGGAGAGGAGGAGGAGUGGGGAAGGGCAGAAGGAGAAACAAACAAAAAGGGUACAGCACUAAGAGGCACGCAUCCUCAUUACAAGCAUCUUCACUAUUACAACACCCUACCGCACCCAGAGGUCCUCAAUUCAUAUCCACACCGGCCCUCCUCCCUCUAGAAAUCCCGAGCCCCUUCGAGAGGAAGCGUCCUAGAAGCAUCCUGCCGCGGUCCCUAGAUCCUGUAGACGUGCUGCAGGCCUCUCAGCCAAUCCCAGCUGUCCACGUGGCAGGCACUGCACUUGCUCCAAUUGCUGGCCUUGCAUGUAUAAGCACGGUGCCGUGUGCUUAUAACGAGGCUCGGCCCGACAGCCAGUCAGGUGGUGGUAAGAAAGCAGCAGGGGGGUUGGCAGCUGAGGCGGAGAAACAUGAGGGAAGAUUUGAUUUGAUUCAGCUGACGAGGCUUGGAGAUGUGUGGGCGGCAUCGUACGGCAUGGAGUGGGAGGGGAGGAAAGACAAGAGGAAACGGGGAGAGCAGGAUGGAAGGAAGGGGGGUUUCUUACAAGAAGGGGAGGAAGAGGAGGAAGAGGAUGAGGAAGUGGAGGAGGAGGAAAAGGAGGACGAUGAGAAGUUAGCAGCAGCAUCUGCUGGGAGUGCAUGGGAACAGCAGGCCACACAUGUGGUGAAGAGGAAGAGUGACAAGUUCGCUACACUGAAAUCAUACACCAUCCAGCUACCAAAUGUGGCACAACAUGUUCGCUCUGCUCUGGAUCCAGUGGUUGGGAGUAGGAGAGGGGAGAAGGCGGAAGGAGAGGAGGUGGAGGCGAGAGGGGGCGAGGCGAGAGAAAGAAGCACCGAGAGGGAUGUUAGGGUGAAUCCACAGCACAGGCGGAAAAAUCCGCAGCAGCAGGAGGAGGAGGAGGAGGAGGAGGAGGAGGAGCAGGAACAGGAGAAGGAAGAAGGGCAAUUGGAAGUGUCACUGGCAAGAGUAGCAGAAAUCUGCACCGGAGGAGAGGGCACGACAGCAUGGCCUCUCACAUGUCACGAGAUUGCCGAGGCAGCAGUAGACGCCCAGCCACCCCAGCCAAUCGCCGAGCGCCACAUGGCAGCGCGAGGGCAGCUGGUGGCCUCAGCUCUGCAAUCCCUGGGUCGCUUGGGGUUCCUGGGGGAGAGAAUUGGCGGCACUAUUACCUCUGCUACUGCUGUUGCUGGUGCUGCUGGUGCUGGUGCUGAUGCUGGUGCGACUAACAAUCAGUUUGGCAUGUCAUCUCAGAAUCUGGACCCCUUCUCCCAGACCUUCCCGUUCGCGUCACAGCAGAGUUUCUUUUCUUCCCGUCCACAGCACCACGUUCCCUCCCAAGCAACUCCCUUUGCCUCCCAAGCAACCCCCUUCUCCUCCCAGCCAUACCACCAGUUUGUCUCCCAGCCAGACCACCGCUUUGAAUCGCAGCAAAGCUCCUUCCAACCGUUCAGUGCCUCUCAGAACCCAAUCGGAUCGCAGCAGUUCCUGAUUGAUACACAGGAGAGCAUCGCGCCCUCUCACAUGCUGCCACCUGGCGGCUUGCACGCGAAUGCGACGCUGCCAGGUCAGCAUGUGCAGCCGCAGCAGCUUAUGCCAGGGCAACAGAGGAGAGGAGGGAGAGGGAGUGAGGGUGCGAGUGGUUUGAAGGAGGAAACAGUUGGUCUGCAUCGACCGCAAGACUCGUGUCGGAUUGUGAUUGGACGGUGGGACGAGGCUAUUCAGGAGUGGACAGCGGAGAAGGAUAAAGAAGAGAUUCCGACUCUGCAGUUUGACAAAGAUUUGCCUGAGGCCGACGAGAUGGAGCAAGCAAGCAUUGCUAGAAUCAUGGCUGCGUGUAGAGAAGAAUUUUCUGGAAUGUAG
Molecule: messenger RNA, 5499 nt
Organism: Closterium sp. Naga37s-1
Lineage: Eukaryota; Viridiplantae; Streptophyta; Zygnematophyceae; Desmidiales; Closteriaceae
Source: the annotation of a GenBank genome assembly